CCAUAUCGCACUGGGUAGGCCGUGGGAAUAUCUCCUGGCCGCGCCUGUGUUUUCUUUCGUCUGUGAAGUGUCAAGUAACUUGCGCAGUCAAUUAAUUUAUCAUUAUCAAAACUUCUCCUUUUCGGACGAGUUGGCGUUCACUGAACCUUUUCAAGUAUUUUCAUGUUUUUAUGAUGGCUCGGACGGUUUUCCUAGCUUUCACCAUUUUUAUGGCUCUGGCGCAGUUCUUGGAAGCCUGUCCAAAAUCUUGGCAAGUGGCCUGCAAGAGUGUCCAAAGCCCGAGUAAUGGAUUUGUCACGUUCUCCGGUGGCACUGCGUUCUCAUCCGCUGCGUUCGUCCACUGCGAGGCAGGAUUUGAAGUGCACCCUGAGAAAAAUCGGAUCGUCUACUGCGGCUGUAACGGGACAUGGAGCGCGAAGCUACCAGUGUGCAAUCGAAUACAAUGUUCAGCCAUGGUGACGUCACCGAAGCAUGGCAACGUCACAGGAACCGGUAUGACAGUCUACUCCACGCGAACGUUCACAUGCAUGCCUGGGUACCAGCUGCGGGGUUCACCAAGCGCGAUCUGCCUUCCGACUGGCAAGUGGUUCGGAACCAGCAUUUCCUGUGCUCCUAGUGCCACGGCCUACGAACCCGCCACGUGCAGCAUAUGGUCCGUUGAGAGUGAGCUAGUCGCAGUGCUCGUUGUUAGUGGUCUUUUGAUCGUAAUAUUUGCCAUAGCAACUGUCCUCUACUUCUACGUGGUCAGACGCGACGCCCAGCGGCAGAAUGCUUCCCAGAGCGACUUUCAGUUCCACGCGCGAAAGGCGAUUGAUCAGGAGGAUAAUGAUUACAGCCUGAGGCGUGCAGUUCAAAAUGUCAUUCCUCUUCAAACAAUGUUUGGGAACAACAAUGUACACGAAACCACUGCGUCGGAUGUUGCGAGUAACGAAGAUUCCGAACCCGCCAUAAAUGGACGCUGUAGAGAUGAAGAAUACGAAUUCAUGGACCCUGCUCGUGGUGCGACGUCAGAACAGAUUUUCGAAUUUCGCUCUCGUGCCUCGACGCGUCUUUCCCUUCGCAAAACGUGCAAUAUUCCACCACCCAAGCCCCAAGACCCGCAGGAGCAGAGUACACUCUCUAAUACUGAUGAUGCUGCUGCAGCAAACGGGAGAACAACCGAUCAAGACCUUGCCGACAUUUAUAGUAUACUUGAUAACAUGCCGAAGCCAAGCCAGGAUGAGGGCCAGGGAAUCUACGAAAGUUUGGAAUCACCAGUAACUGUUGAGGCUGCCUGUGAGGACAGAUAUGUGACUGCCACUGGUGAAAGGCCUGCGAGUGCAUCUUAUGAUGAUGUGCAUAUGAAGGCCUCUCAGGAAACGUAUAUCAAUGUUUCCGAUAACACUGUUGUUCCUGAUGAAGUGUAUAUGAAUCCACCCCCUGAGAUAUUAGAUUCCGAGACAAUGUAGACGAUUCAAUGCGAUGAAACGUAGGUGAUCGCCUGCUUGGACAUGUAUAUGCCUCUGCCGUCGAUGAAUGAAGACGUUACGCACAGACAGCAUAAUAACCAUUCGCAUUGUGCAUGCACAUCAUAAUGUCAUAACAGGUAGUUAGCAACCCUUUCUUUAAUUGCGUUCCCAAGACUUUCCGGUACUUUUACGGCAUAAUGUUAUGGGUGAUAAGAAGAGAACAAACUCUACAUUUUCUGACAGUGCCAUUGCCAAUUGAAAGCCAAUCUUCUGCUGGGAGUUUCCCAAUACUCUCAAUCCUUUUUCUUAGUAAUGUUUUAUCUGCCGGUUCACUGUGUUAUGUUCACCAAAAAUCACAUAAAUAUCAACGCCCCCACUCCCCACCCCCACCUCGCCGCGAGCAACCCCUUCUUGAUCAACGAGCAAAGACCUUCAUUCAUUUAUGAACGUUGCCAUUACAAUAUUGUUGCUUGAGGCCCAGUUAUCAUCAAAUUUCAUGCGCGUUGUGGCUACCCUUGCGCAUUGAUAUAUUUCUCUACCACCCUUUCUUAUCAUUUUAAUAUCAACGCCCCCCCCCCCCCCCUCGCCGCGAGCAACCCCUUCUCGAUCAACGAGCAAAGAUCUUCAUUAAUUUAUGUAGGGUGCCAUUACAAUCUUGUUGCUUGAGGCCUAGUUGUCAUAAAAUUCAUAGGUAUUGUGGCUGCCCUUGUACAUUAAUCUAUUUCUCUACCACCCCUUCUUUCUCAAAAUAUAAAUUUCUUCGGCCUAAACCGGUAUCAUAAAUUCGGCACAACCCUUCAUGUACCUUCAUUAUAAUUAACUCGUCUCAUGGUACCACUGGCCGGUAUUCGGGCUACUUCACACAGUCGGACGGUUCUUUUUCAACGUCUCGGUUCCAUUACAUCCGAGUGUUGGACAGUUUCACCAUAAGACGAGUUA
Messenger RNA from Sycon ciliatum, 2387 nucleotides. RefSeq lists its product as uncharacterized. Lineage: Eukaryota; Metazoa; Porifera; Calcarea; Leucosolenida; Sycettidae. Bases 171 to 1448 code for a protein of 425 amino acids. The transcript is spliced from 4 exons. The record is from RefSeq and is a predicted model, not a curated record.